UGUUUAUUUUUAAAGUAACAAGAAUAAUUUUAAAAAGUUAGUAACUUUGGGUGUUGUGUAUUGGCUAAGCUGACUCACUAGACAUUUUUCAAAUUAACCUCACUUUUUUUGUAACAUGAGUAAAUUAAAAUCCAAUUGUAAAUUAGGAGUUUUGAGCAGGCCUGAUGGCUCUGUGUUAUUUUCACAAGAUGAGACAACUGUCAUAGCAGGUGUGUAUGGCCCUGUUGAGAGCAAGGCAAACAAGGCAUUAGUCGAAAAAGCUUGUGUCGAGGCUCAUUUUAGGCCAAAGUCUGGAUUGCCAGGUGUAAAAGAUAGGUUAAAUGAAUCAAUCAUUAGAAAUGUAUGUGAGGCUGCAAUUGCAUCAACUCUGUAUCCUCGAACUUCUGUUGUUGUUGUUAUACAAGAAAUGCAAAAUAACGGACAGUUGAUUUCGUGUGCCUUAAAUGCCGCAUGUUUGACAUUGCUUGACUCAGGGAUCGACAUGAAAUGUAUGUUUGCUGCAGUGACGUGUUUCAUAGACAAAGAAGAAAAUUUACUAUUUACUCCACCUCUAAAUGAAGAUGAGGUUAAAGCAAUGUUUAUGUUUGUUUUCGAAAGUGUUGAAAAAAAUAUAAUUGCAUCACAUACUAGUGGUUCUUUUAGUGUUGAACAAUACAAGGAUGCUUUAAGUUUAUGUAAAGAAGAAUGUACAAAUAUAUUUGACUUUUUUAAAAGAUCUUUGACAAUAAAAUAAUAAUUAUUUU
Molecule: messenger RNA, 743 nt
Organism: Tribolium madens (black flour beetle)
Lineage: Eukaryota; Metazoa; Arthropoda; Insecta; Coleoptera; Tenebrionidae
Gene: Rrp46
Product: exosome complex component RRP46
Exons: 4
Coding region: 116-733 (205 amino acids)
Biological process (GO): U4 snRNA 3'-end processing; nuclear mRNA surveillance; rRNA catabolic process
Cellular component (GO): nuclear exosome (RNase complex); nucleolus; cytoplasmic exosome (RNase complex)
Source: RefSeq, a predicted model, not a curated record